ACUGUUAUAUCUGUUGGCUCAGCCCCUGAUGUCACUGAAUGAGCAGUCGAGCUUCCAGUGCGCACCUUCGGGGACGCAGCGGUGGCACAGGCAGUGAAUUUUCUGCUCGUCCACACAACUACUCAGACACCUUUCUCCGUUUCUGUCACAUUACCCAGCGUCCGCAUUUAAAUCUGCGGCUGGGCUGUCCUAUCGGACGCUCGGCAUCAGGCUAGUUUUUAUUUGAAUGAACUUUUUGGAAGCAGACGAAUAGAAGCAGCAGUCGUCAGAAAUCUGUGUUGACUGAUUGAAGUUGAGAGUUGACAGUUUAACGCCCAGCAGCAGCAGCCCGGGCUGGUGCAGGCUUUUCACAGCGUCUCAGCGCCCAUGGAGAGCAGCGUGGUGCACAUCUACAAAGAGGACAGGUGUCCCUCGGGCCAGCCGGAGGAGUGCAUCCCAAACUUCACCUGGCAGCCCGGCUUAUCGGACAUCUUCAACUACACGACAAACGGCACAUGGGACGCCGAACCCGAACCCAUGUCGCCCAUCAUCCCCAUCAUAGUCGCGGUGUACUCCGUGGUGUUCGUGGUGGGCUUGGUGGGCAAUUGUUUGGUGAUGUAUGUCAUCAUUAGGUACACCAAAAUGAAAACAGCCACCAACAUCUACAUCUUCAACCUGGCUGUGGCAGACGCUCUGGUCACCACCACCAUGCCCUUCCAGAGCACCGACUACCUGCUCAGCUCCUGGCCAUUUGGCGAGGUGGCGUGCAAGGUCUUCAUCUCCAUAGAUUACUACAACAUGUUCACCAGCAUCUUCACUUUGACCAUGAUGAGCGUGGACCGCUACGUGGCCGUGUGCCACCCGGUCAAGGCCCUGGAUUUCCGCACGCCCGUCAAGGCCAAGAUCAUCAAUGUGAUCAUCUGGGUGCUGUCGUCAGCUGCUGGGAUCCCCGCCAUGAUACUUGGCAGCACUAAAACCAAUAAUGGGACCACAGAGUGUGCCCUACAGUUCCCUGAGCCCUACAUCUACUGGGACACGCUGAUGAAGAUCUGUGUCUUCAUCUUUGCCUUUGUGGCACCUGUUAUCAUUAUCACUGUCUGCUACACACUGAUGGUCAUGCGGUUGAAGAGCGUGCGCCUCCUGUCAGGCUCGCGUGAGAAGGACCGCAACCUCCGCCGGAUCACGCGUUUGGUGCUGGUGGUGGUUGCCGUCUUCGUGGUGUGCUGGACCCCCAUCCACAUCUUCAUUUUGGUCAAAGCACUGUCAACCAAUGUGCCCGAGACCACUGCUGUCAUGGCCGCCUACUUCUUUUGCGUGGCGCUGGGCUACACCAACAGUAGCCUCAACCCCAUCCUCUACGCGUUCCUGGACGAGAACUUCAAGAGGUGCUUCAGGGACUUUUGCUGCCCUGGUGCCCAGGGACACGGGGACUGCCAGGGGGUGAGCCGGGUGAGGAGCACCCUGAGGGACCACACAUGUCCCACAGAAGGUCGGGGAGAUAUGAGACAGGCCAGGCCUGUAUGACUAGCCAUGGACAUGUCCUCUAUGCCCUAUCAGGGCUGGGAGGACUCUAAUGACCUGGGCCUGACUCAAAUCACCACCGCCAUCUAAGGGAGAGGGCUGUUUUAUAUUUAUUUAUUCAGAUUGUUGGCCAGAGAAUUCAAAGCAGGUUCACUUAAAAGACCAGUGUGUAGGAUUUACGGGGGCAGAAAUAAAUCUUUGUUUUCAUUAGUGUAUGAAACUAGGAAUUGUUGUGUUUUCAUUGGUUUAGAAUGAGCCCUUCAUAUCUAUAUAAGGAGCCUAUCCUCUUCCACAGAGCCCACCAUAUUGCAUAGCCUUGGUUGGUUUUGGACUCAUAAUGGGACUUGUUGACAGUAAGAAAAAUAUAGAAAACCAUCAGACUGAUCCAGUCAAGUGAGCCUUAGAUUAAAAUGUUAGUAAGGUGGAAAGUUGAUGUUUUAAGAUGCCUCUGGAAUCACAGCAUAGUUAGAUCCUAAAUCAUUGUAUAGUAUUCAUAAUUUCACACAUCCCCUCUGAAGAAAUUGAGGCUUGAUGUAUUAAAAAACUGAAAGCUGAAACAUGUAUGUUUUUCAUCUUAUCACAUAGUUUAUAUCUACAAUGAAAAGAUGAUGAAAGAUGUCCAAACAAGACGAACCAAAAGUGUUUUAUUGAGUUGUUAUAUUUGCAUUUUGUUUACCUGAUCUGUAAAUAGGCUUUAACAUUACAGUGAAUAAUAUAGUUCUCACAUAAAAAGAUCAACUCAGAAUGAAAAGACGUAAUUAUCCCUGAUUUUUUCAGGAACAAUCUGCAUCAUGAGCUGUGUUUUACACUAAAAGUGUUUUAUGUGAAUUAUAGUUUGGUGAUCAGCAAUGCCCUAAAUUUGUGCGUAACCUAUACUGUAUCUUGAGGAGUCUCACUUUGGCAUUAAAUCCAUGUAGAAUACUUAAUAACCUCUCAGGGAUAAUCCUCUGUAAUUCACCACAAGAAGAUACCAAAUCAAUGUUUUUCCUCCUUGACAAAAUGGCUGAUUUUGACGAGGCUGCGAAACGUCUGUAUCUGCUGUUCUCUAAAGCCAAACUAUUAUUACAUCUGACACUGCUCUGCACCUUUGAACAUUUUCUGGUGUGAUGCCAACGUCACAUCUAGGAGAUGUCGAGUAUUGUACAUAGUGUUGUCAACCUGGUGUGUUCUCACCUUGUCUGAAACUACUUGUACAUGUGAAAACUGGGCAGAGGGCUCCAAGGCAACAGUAGGCAUGACAAUAAUAUACUUUAACCACAGAGCAAGGCUUUCAGUGGUUAGUGCAACUGAGUGUAUAUACUGUAAAUCUCUGCUCAACGUGUCUUUUCAGCUUGAUAGCAAUGCAUGUGCAAGUUUAUCCUCAUGAAAAUUAGGUCUUCUCUCAGCUACUCUAAAUGACAAUUUAUAAUCGACAGCCUGAAACGUGAUACCAAGCAGUUCAUAUAAAUAGCAACACAUGGGCUUUUCAGCUUUAUAUAUUUGAUAUUGGCUGUGCAGACUCUUUCCUGUUUGCACAUAUUCUUGAAUUAAUGAGUUCAUUAUGAUAACUGAUAAUCAUUGAAUGUAUACAGAUAAGGAAUGUUUUUGAUGGUAUACACCAAGUUUAUUUCAUUUCACAUGGUUUUAUGUAUUAUAUUGUAUUUUGUCAAAAUUUUGCUUUCAUAGGAGUCAUCAAAUCAACCAGAUUUAAUAAAAUCAAAGUGUUAUGAGGGUUUUUCUCAAUGUAGAGCUAACCAUAAUUAUAUUAUGUGUCUAUAUCUGAGAAAGAUACAGUAGUUACAACAGAAAAUGUGCUUCUGUGCCUUAUCCUUGGUCUGAACUCUUCUUUGCUCGCUCAAAAAGAUCAGCAAUUAACCACAUCCAUUAUUGUGUUUAGCUUAAUGCUGAAAGUUACUGUAGCAUUAACUCUUCCUGUUGGUCAUAGAGAGGACAUCCCACUGCUAGCCUGCUUACAGUGUGUUUCUUCAUUAUUCCUCUAGUACUGCUUUGAUAAACAAGAUUUCAUUAUUUGCCUACACUCGUGAUCAGCUUGUAUGUAUGAUAUGCUGCUGCUUUGUAAACUAAUUGUAUCUGUUAGAUAUUUAUAUUGUGCUGUAUCUUUUAGUGCUGAAUGUCAGAACAUGCUUCAAACAUGCGCAACUAAGUCACAAUAAAGCUGGAAAAUGUG
This is a messenger RNA of Lates calcarifer (barramundi perch), 3667 nucleotides long. It is a transcript of the gene oprk1, whose product is annotated as opioid receptor, kappa 1. Lineage: Eukaryota; Metazoa; Chordata; Actinopteri; Centropomidae. The coding region runs from base 367 to 1503 and encodes 378 amino acids. Gene Ontology annotation, biological process: neuropeptide signaling pathway; sensory perception of pain; G protein-coupled opioid receptor signaling pathway. The record is from RefSeq and is a predicted model, not a curated record. Gene Ontology annotation, molecular function: dynorphin receptor activity; neuropeptide binding. The transcript is spliced from 4 exons. Gene Ontology annotation, cellular component: neuron projection; membrane.